This is a messenger RNA of Arctia plantaginis, 2238 nucleotides long. Lineage: Eukaryota; Metazoa; Arthropoda; Insecta; Lepidoptera; Erebidae. The record is from the annotation of a GenBank genome assembly.
AUGACGAUAUCUAAUUUAAUACGUUUAGCGAAUACCGUGCGGAGUCUCAAUAAGUCUGGUGUCUCACAAAUUGAGAAAUUCUCAUCUUAUGUUAAAUAUGCGGAACACAAACCAUUGGAAAAGAUCAGGAAUAUUGGUAUAUCUGCCCAUAUCGACUCUGGUAAGACUACGCUUACUGAGCGAAUACUGUACUAUACUGGCAGAAUAGAUGCAAUGCAUGAGGUGAAGGGCAAAGACAAUGUUGGUGCAGUCAUGGACUCAAUGGAACUGGAAAGACAGAGAGGCAUCACUAUACAGUCUGCAGCAACAUACACAAUAUGGAGAGAACACAACAUCAAUAUCAUUGAUACACCUGGUCAUGUGGACUUUACAGUUGAAGUAGAAAGAGCAUUGCGUGUUUUGGAUGGGGCUGUUCUAGUUUUGUGUGCUGUUGGUGGGGUUCAGAGUCAGACCUUAACAGUAAAUAGACAAAUGAAGAGAUACAAUGUUCCAUGUUUAGCAUUUAUUAAUAAACUUGAUAGAUUAGCUGCGAAUCCUUACAGAGUUGUAAAACAAAUGCGUUCCAAAAUGAACCAUAAUGCAGCCUUCAUCCAAUUACCUAUAGGUCUAGAGAAAGACUGUGAAGGUAUUCUCGACUUAGUGGAAGAGAGAGCCAUCUAUUUCGAUGGAGACUUUGGUGUAAAAAUUCGUUAUGAUGAGGUGCCCAAAGAUAGAAGGACAGAGGUUCAAGAAAGAAGGCAUGAGCUUAUUGAACAUUUAUCAAAUGUUGAUGAGACUUUGGGAGAACUAUUUCUUGAAGAGAAGACACCCACAGUAGAUGAUAUCAAAAAGGCAAUUCGUCGUGCUACUUUGAAACGUUCCUUUACCCCUGUCCUUGUGGGCACUGCUCUGAAAAACAAAGGAAUACAGCCUUUACUAGAUGCUGUAUUAGAAUACUUGCCUCAUCCUGGCGAAGUGGAGAAUACUGCUUUAAUAAAUGAGGGUAAAGAUGGAGAAGGCGAAACAAUAAUUCUAAAUCCGGCUAGAAGUGAUAAGGAACCAUUUGUAGGUCUUGCAUUUAAGUUAGAAGUGAGCAAAUUUGGACAACUGACAUACUUGAGGUGUUAUCAAGGAAUGUUGAAAAGGGGAGAGAAUAUCUUUAAUGCUAGGACUGGAAAAAAGGUGAAGAUUUCUCGCCUAGUACGCAUGCACUCAAACAAUAUGGAAGAAGUUAAUGAAGUGAUGGCUGGCGAUAUAUUUGCGUUGUUCGGUGUAGAUUGCGCGUCAGGUGACACAUUUGUGAACAAUAGCAAGCUGCAGUUAGCAAUGGAGUCUAUACACGUACCUGAUCCUGUGGUGUCAAUGUCGAUUAAACCAAAGAACAAUAAAGAUAGGGACAAUUUCUCAAAGGCUGUGGCUCGAUUCACCAAAGAAGACCCCACAUUCCAGUUUCGUUAUGACCCUGAUAACAAAGAGACCAUUGCAUCUGGUAUGGGGGAGUUACAUUUAGAAAUAUAUGCUCAGAGAAUGGAGAGGGAAUACAAUUGUCCUGUUGAAUUGGGCAAGCCGAAGGUAGCGUUUAGAGAAACAAUGAUGUCUCCUUGUAAAUUCGACUACUUACACAAGAAGCAGUCCGGUGGUGCUGGCCAGUACGCCAGGGUCACUGGUAUUAUAGAACCGCUGGAAGCGCAUCAAAAUACAGUGUUGGAAUUCGUAGACGAGACUGUCGGUACGAAUGUCCCGAAGCAAUUCAUUCCUGGGGUAGAGAAGGGUUUCUUGGACACAUGCCAGAAGGGUUAUCUGUCGGGCCACAAAGUGUCGGGCGUUAAGUUCCGACUGCAAGACGGUGCACAUCACAUCGUGGACUCCAGCGAACUGGCUUUCUUCUUAGCUGCUAAAGGAGCCGUCAAAGAAGUAUUCGAAGAUGGCGCUUGGCAAAUCUUAGAACCUAUCAUGUUUGUGGAAGUGACGCUCCCUGACGAAUUUCACGGUACGGUGAUUGGCCAAUUGAAUAAAAGAGGCGGUAUUAUCACUGGAACAGAGGGCUCUGAGGGAUGGACCACUAUAUACGCGGAAGUGCCUCUCAAUAACAUGUUUGGAUAUGCUGGUGAACUUAGAUCAAUGACCCAAGGUAAAGGCGAGUUCAGUAUGGAAUACAGUAGAUACUCACCCUGCUUACCCGACGUACAAGAACAGCUGAUCAGGAGAUACCAGGAGGAAAUGGGACUACUCCCUGACAAGAAGAAGACCAAGAACUAA